AGUUCUUCCAAGGUCCCUAAAUGACAAGUAUAGUUACACUGAUAACUGAAUCAUUUUCCACCCACUACGUAUCUUUGUCAAACAUCUGUGAUAAAAUUUACAGCAAUUUCUGUCACGUACGGAUAUUGAUAUGUAAGAAUGUACAUCACAUGACUAAAAACGUUUAAAAAAAAUUUAUUGUGAAUGGAAAAUUUCACUAUAUCGAAUCAAGAAGUUCCUUAACCUCUACUGUUAUUGGAUAUACAUCAUUGGAAAAUGGAGUAACAAUUUUAAAACGACCAAAAAAUUCAAUCCUGCUCGUCAAUGUAUUCUAUUGGAAUAAGUAAGGAUAAUAACGAACCCAAUAUACUAGAAAUGGGAAAGAGCACAAUACAGAGUCGUGAUCAUCAUUCAAUGAAAUUGAAGUAUUUAAUCAAUCGAUACGUAAUUCCAAUCAAAAUUUCACUUACAAAUAAAGAUGACUUUAUUGACGUCGUAUUCCAACUUCUAUACUAAACAAUAUGUUUGCGUAUCAAACUCUAGCUUCAUUUGGUAGAUUAACAUAGCUGAUUGAGAUUAAAAUACUUAUUACCAUAAAUAUCAACUGAAAAGAAAAUAAAAGAAUUGAUAUGUGCAGAAGGUCUGAUCAAGAAGUCAUAGAAAUAGAAAUGACAACAGUGUCUUAUACUCUCAUAAUGACAUACAUUUAAUCCUGAAUUUAUUAAUCUGGAUAAGAUUUUUAUCGAGCUGUUAUAUCUUGUUAAGCUAUGGUCAAGUGAAUGGCUCAAAGUUUCAAAUAAUAUAAUUUCUAUCAAAUCAAUGCCAUGGAGAAAUUCCCAUUGAAGGGUUCACCGUUGAAUGUUUCUGCUCAUACAACUGCUGGCACGACUUACAACUCAGUAGCCGUUGCUCAGACCAGUAAUGGUCUAGAAGGUAGUGGUGAUACCCGUUUACGGAACAGUGCUUAUGGUCGUGGAGGAAGUUUGAGCAGCGACGACGACAUGGUGGAAACUAAUCAACAAGUUAGUCCGAACGAGGCGAAUAAUGCUUAUCUAGAACGAAGUUUACGCCUUGAUGAUGCAUCAUCACACUUUUCAGCUGAUGAUAUUCCUGGAAUCGGUCAGUAUGAAGAUUUUCAUACAAUUGAUUGGCAGAGAGAUAUUGCAAGAGAUCGUAUGAGACAUCGGUAUAUUGUUAAAAGAAAAAAUGAUUCUAUUUGGGAUCUUGUGAAAGGAGCACAUGAUGCUUGGUCGGGAUGGUUGUGUGUUCUUCUUGUUGGAUUGUUUACUGGUGUGGCAGCUGGUGUGAUAGAUAUUGGAGCAUCUUGGAUGACGGAUCUCAAGUUUGGAAUUUGUCCUGAGGCUUUUUGGUUAAAUAAGGAGCAAUGUUGUUGGAGCUAUAGUGAUUCAAUAUUUGAUGAUGGCAAUUGUUCUCAGUGGAUGCAGUGGUCUGAUAUAUUUGGCCAAUCAAAAACUGGAGUAGGACAUGCUAUAGUCUCUUAUAUUUUUUAUAUUGCAUGGGCUUUACUUUUUGCCUCAUUAUCUGCAUCAUUAGUAAGAAUGUUUGCUCCUUAUGCUUGUGGUUCUGGUAUUCCUGAGAUAAAAACUAUUCUCAGUGGAUUUAUUAUUCGAGGCUACUUAGGAAAAUGGACUUUGAUUAUCAAAUCAGUAGGUUUAAUGCUCUCAGUAUCAGCAGGUCUAAGUUUGGGUAAAGAAGGGCCAAUGGUACAUAUUGCUUGCUGUAUCGGAAACAUUUUCUCAUAUUUGUUUCCGAAAUAUGGAAGAAAUGAAGCAAAAAAACGUGAAAUCUUAUCUGCUGCUGCAGCUGCUGGAGUUUCAGUUGCUUUUGGAGCACCAAUUGGUGGUGUUUUGUUCAGUCUUGAAGAAGUCAGUUAUUAUUUCCCUUUGAAAACUUUAUGGCGAUCAUUCUUUUGUGCCUUGAUAGCAGCAUUCGUUUUACGAUCAAUUAAUCCAUUUGGCAAUGAACAUUCGGUACUAUUUUACGUUGAAUACAACAAACCAUGGAUAUUUUUCGAACUGAUCCCAUUUGUUAUGCUUGGUAUUAUUGGAGGCAUUAUAGCAACUCUCUUCAUUAAAGCCAAUUUAUUCUGGUGCCGCUAUCGAAAAACUUCAAAGCUUGGUCAAUAUCCAGUAACGGAAGUAUUAGUAGUUACUGUUAUCACAGCUGUAAUUGCCUAUCCUAACCCAUAUACGCAAAUGAGCACGAGUCAAUUGAUUUAUUUGCUAUUCCGAAAAUGUGGUGUUUCAAAUAAUGAUAUGCUUUGUGAUUAUCAACGAAAUUUUACGAAUUUUAAUUCAACAAUUGAAACCGCUGGAGCCGAACCCGGCGUUUAUAAAGCAGUAUGGCUUUUAGUACUGACAUUGGUAAUGAAACUAGUCAUGACGAUAUUUACAUUUGGUAUUAAAGUACCGUGUGGAUUGUUCAUACCGUCACUUUGUCUUGGAGCAAUUGUUGGAAGAAUAGUCGGUAUUGGAAUGGAGCAGCUAGCAUAUAAUUAUCCGCACAUUUGGAUGUUUAGUGAAGAGUGUACUGUUGGUACUGAUUGUAUAACACCUGGUUUGUACGCUAUGGUUGGUGCAGCAGCUGUUUUGGGUGGUGUUACAAGAAUGACAGUGUCUCUUGUUGUAAUCAUGUUUGAAUUGACUGGUGGAGUGAGAUACAUUGUUCCACUGAUGGCAGCUGCUAUGGCGAGUAAAUGGGUUGGAGAUGCACUUGGAAAAGAAGGUAUUUAUGACGCGCACAUAGGGCUCAAUGGAUAUCCGUUCUUAGACAGCAAAGAGGAAUUUCAACAUACAACUUUAGCUGCUGAUGUAAUGCAACCAAAACGCAAUGAAACACUUCACGUCCUUACACAAGACUCAAUGACGAUAGAGGAUGUGGAGAAUUUGUUAAAAGAAACCGAACACAACGGAUAUCCGGUGAUAGUAUCAAAGGAAUCGCAGUAUUUAGUGGGAUUUGUUUCACGACGAGAUUUGAACUUAGCUAUAGCAAAUGCAAAAAAAGUAAUGGAAGGUAUCACUAGUCAGUCAUUGGUCAUUUUUACUGGCGGAAACAAUUUGCCUAUGCAAGGACCACCACCAUUAAAAUUGAAAAAGAUAUUAGAUAUGGCACCUAUCACCAUCACCGAUCAAACUCCAAUGGAAACGGUCGUUGAUAUGUUUAGGAAAUUAGGUUUACGACAAACUCUCGUGACUCACAAUGGCCGAUUACUUGCUGUAAUCACGAAAAAAGAUGUUCUAAGACAUAUAAAACAAUUAGAUAAUGAAGAUCCAAAUUCGGUUUUAUUUAAUUAAACUUAAGAAGAAUCCAGCAUCUUACCAUUAAUUCGUAAACAAAAUUCAUUUAUCUUAUUCAAUCGUCUUUUUUUAAUAUUACUUUUUCAAACGAACUUCCUCCUCCGACUAUAUUUAUUUUUAGUGAAUAAUGGGAAUUUAUCAUUCAAUAAUUAUAUAUACAUAUUAUAUAGUAUUGUUAUUUUUUCACUUUUAAAGUAUUUAGAGAUUAUUUAUUCACAUGGAAAGUAACUAAUUUUAAUUAUACAUAUUUUCUCAGUAAUCAUACAAACUGAUAUGUCGUCCGAUCUGAUUAUUUGUUGGAAACUAAUUAAUGGUGAUAAUGAUGAUAUUUAUUAUAAUUAUUUUAAAAAAAUUAAUGAAGCUAUAAUUCAGAUAAGUUGUAGAAAAUGGAACAAAUUGCCACCAAGAUUUCAUUAAUCAUGUUAUUAUUAAUUUAUUAUGAUAAGGGAAUAUUAAAUAUUCUAUUAUAAUUGUAAUAAUUUGAAAUUGUAAAUAAUUAAAAAUAUGAAAUAACGAUGUAUGUUCAAUUAACAAGAUUAAUAUUAAGAAGAUAUUAUUUCUGCAAUUUUUAAUAAAUUAUAAAAAAAACAUAUUUAGGUCAAAAAUGA
Messenger RNA from Chelonus insularis, 3904 nucleotides. RefSeq names its product chloride channel protein 3 (gene ClC-c). Gene Ontology annotation, biological process: transmembrane transport; chloride transport. The record is from RefSeq and is a predicted model, not a curated record. The transcript is spliced from 12 exons. Gene Ontology annotation, molecular function: voltage-gated chloride channel activity. Lineage: Eukaryota; Metazoa; Arthropoda; Insecta; Hymenoptera; Braconidae. The coding region runs from base 804 to 3293 and encodes 829 amino acids. Gene Ontology annotation, cellular component: early endosome; Golgi apparatus; synaptic vesicle.